AUGGCGGCCGCCGUAGCCGACGGAGAGCUGUCGAGGUCCGCCAUCGUGUCCGACAGGGCGAGAGGGCGCCAUCUUCUCACGAUCCACGGCUACUCCGAUACCAGAAUCACCGCUCCCACCGGAAAGUGCGUCAAAUCCAGACCCUUCACCAUCGGCGGCCAUCGCUGGCGCAUCGGGUACUACCCCAACGGCCUCAGCUCGGCGGUCGAGGAUUACGUAUCCCUCUCGCUGGUGCUAGACGAGGAUGUCGCGGCGGCUGUGAAGGCCCAGUUCUCUUUCUGCCUCGCCGGCGACAGGGACGAGUGCGAGGAGGAGUUGUGGCAGGAGUUGAGCCUCACAUGGUCACCGGUGAAGGACUUCGCUUCCUGGAGCGGCUGGGAGCACCCGAAGUUAAUCAAAAGUUGGGACCUGCAGAGCUCCGAGCAUCUAAACGUUUCCUUCACCAUCCGGUGCGACAUCAUUGUCUUUCAUGAUUGCCGCGCGGUGGAUGACGCGGCGGCCUUCGUCUCCGUGCCCCCAUGCGACCUGCGCCAGCACCUCAGCGAGCUCCUCGAGAGCGACAACGGCGCUGACGUGGUGUUUGAGGUCGGCAGUAAGAUCGUCUGUGCACACCGGUGCGUGCUCGCUGCCCGCUCUCCGGUGUUUGCUGCCGAGCUCUUCGGACCCAUGAAGAAGGGCAAUGUCGAAGGUGUCAUUCGCGUAGAAGACAUUGAGCCAGAUCUGUUCAAGGCUUUGCUUCAUUUCGCAUACCCCGGCUCAUUGCCAGAGAUGAGCAAUAAGGAAGACGAAGAAGCCGUGUACCAGCACCUACUCGUCGCGGCGGACAGAUACGACAUGAGGCGGCUGAAGUUGAUCUGCGAGGAGAAGUUGUGCAAGUACAUCGAGGUCGGCACUGUGGCGACCAUCUUGGCGCUAGCCGAGCAGCACCGCUGUGAGGGGCUCAAGAAGGCAUGCCUAGAAUUUCUCACUGCUCCAAAUAAUGUGAGGGCUCUCGUGGCCACGGACGGCUUCAAGCAUCUGAGCACGAGCUGCCCUUCUAUUAUGGUUGCGCUCAUGGCCAUGUUGCGCAUUAGUUGA
This is a messenger RNA of Triticum urartu, 1077 nucleotides long. The record is from RefSeq and is a predicted model, not a curated record. NCBI's taxonomy places the organism in Eukaryota, Viridiplantae, Streptophyta, Magnoliopsida, Poales, Poaceae.